AUGCCGCCCAAGAAGAAAGGCAACAAGAAGGCGAACGACGACUGGGAAGCGGAUCUGGGCGAGACUGCCCCCGCCGCCACCGCUGCACCGACCGAAGAUGCAAGCCUAGCCGCACCAGAGGAGGACGAUGCCUUAGGAGGAGGGCUUCUGGCGUCUCUCCAGCGGCGAAAAAAGAAGAAGAAUCAGACAAAAGAGUUUGUGGAGGGCGAGGACCCCACCGCAAACGGCUCAGCUGGUGAUGUGGACGAUUUCGCAUCGAAAGCGCCCCAGGAGGCUACAAUGGAUGAUGAGGAUAUUUUCUCAGCGCCGGUCAAGAAGGGUAAGGGCAAGCCUGCGCCUGCAAAGGCGGAGGAGGAGCCUGAGCCACAGGCCGAUGAGGGGCCAAAGGUGAAGACCAAAGCGGAGAAGGAAAAGGAGAAGAAGGAGAAAGAGAAGCAGCGGAAGAAGGAGCUGGCUGCUAAGAAGAAAGCUACCACCCCCGUUGCGAAGGCCGAGCCUACUAAAGCUACAGACGGGAAGCCGACCCCUUCAACCCCAGCACCGGAACCAGCGGGCGGAAAGAAAAAGAAGCUGAAUCCUGCACUAGCUGCUCUAGCGAAGAAACAGGAAGAGCUACGGUUGAGGGAAGAAGAGGCGGCGCGUGCAGAAGCCGAGGAACGGGCCCGAAUUGAGGAGGAAGAGCGACUAGAGGCAGAGGAGGCGAAGCGAAAGGAGGAGGCUAAAGCUGCAAAGAAACUGAAGGAGAAACAGAAGAUUGAGCAACUCAAGAAGGAGGGCAAGUUCAUGACCAAGGCCGAGAAGGAACGACAGGCACGCAAUCAACUGGCAGUGAAGCAGAUGCUUGAGAACAGCGGAGUAAAAGUAGCUGGACUUGAAGAGACCGAGAAGCCUGCAAAGCCCAAGUACGACAACAAGAAGAAGAAGGGGCCAAAGAAGCCGGAGCCAAAGGCGGAAGACACACAAGCUGAGGAAGAGGCCCGGCGGAAGUUGGAAGAACUACGACUUGCUGAGGAAGCUGCACAGGCUGCACGCGAGAAUGCCGCCCCAGCCAAAGCUGCUCCUGUCAACAAAAACUCUGCUAAACCUCCUCCAGCCCCCGCAUCCAAGAAGACUGCCGAAGAUAGUGAUUCUGAAUCCGAGUCUGACUCCGAAGACGACUCAUCAGAAGAUGAGCAGGCCACUGCUACACAGAAGGCUGAGGCUGUUCGUAAAGCUGCCGCUGCUGAGCGUAGGAGAGAACAGCAUGAAGCAGCCAUGGCAGCUCGAUCAAAAGACGACCUCAGAUCGCCAAUCUGCUGUAUUCUUGGCCACGUCGAUACCGGUAAGACGAAGCUUCUAGACAAGAUUCGCCAAACGAAUGUCCAGGAAGGCGAAGCUGGUGGUAUCACGCAGCAGAUCGGUGCUACGUACUUCCCUGUCGACGCUUUGGAAAAGAAGACCGCCGUGGUCAACAAGGAUGGCUCAUUCAAAUUCAAUGUCCCAGGUCUCCUGGUCAUCGACACACCUGGUCACGAGUCCUUCACUAAUCUUCGAUCUCGUGGCUCGUCGCUUUGUAACAUCGCUAUCCUGGUGGUCGACAUUAUGCACGGCCUCGAACCGCAAACUCUAGAAUCUAUGAGACUAUUACGAGACCGCAAGACGCCUUUCAUCGUAGCACUCAACAAGAUCGAUCGUCUAUACGGAUGGUCACGAAUCGAUAACAACGGUUUCGAGGACAGUCUCCGUCUUCAGAAGAAGUCAGUCCAACAGGAGUUCCGGGAUCGAUGGCAAUUCGUAAAGACACAGCUCAUGGAGCAGGCCUUCAAUUCCGAAUUAUUUUACGAAAAUAAGAGCAUGGCCAAGAACGUGUCCGUAGUGCCGACUUCUGCACAUACUGGCGAGGGUAUCCCAGACAUGUUGAAACUAAUAAUCAAGUUAACACAAGAGCGGAUGACUGGCAAGCUCAUGUACCUUGCCGAGGUUGAGUGUACGGUUCUCGAGGUCAAGGUCAUUGAGGGUCUCGGCACGACCAUCGAUGUCAUUUUAAACAACGGUGUACUUCACGAAGGCGACCGAAUAGUCCUCUGCGGUAAUCCUGAGCCUAUAGCCACCAACAUUCGAGCACUCCUUACGCCCGCGGAAAUGAAGGAACUUCGACUCAAGUCAGUCUACGUCCACAACAAAGAAGUAAAGGCCGCUAUGGGUAUCAAAAUUGCUGCUGAUGGUCUGGACACUGCCAUUGCUGGAUCUCGUCUACUAGUGGUGGGCAAGGACGACGAUGAAGAGGAUCUCAUGGACGACGUUAUGGCGGAUUUGGCUCAUCUUCUCGGUAAGGUUUCCAAGACCGGUCGUGGUGUCAGCGUUCAAGCGUCUACUCUUGGAUCCCUGGAAGCGCUACUCGAGUUCUUGCGAACGUCCAAGAUUCCUGUGGCGAGUAUUUCCAUCGGUCCCGUUUUCAAGAAAGAUGUGCUGCGCUGCGGUGUCAUGCUUGAGAAAGCUAAGGAGUACGCUGUGAUGCUCUGCUUCGACGUCAAAGUCGAUAAGGAAGCGCGACAGUACGCCGACGACAUUGGUGUCAAGAUUUUCGAGGCAGACAUCAUAUACCAUCUCUUCGACAAGUUCACCGCGCAUAUGAAGUCGCUGGAAGAGCAACGUAAGGAAGACAGCAAGAUGUUGGCGGUGUUCCCCUGCGUGCUCGCACCCGUGGCGGUCUUCAACAAGAAAGACCCUAUUGUGAUCGGUGUAGAUGUAAUCGACGGUAACCUACGGCUCCUAACGCCAGUUUGCGCUAUCAAGAAGAAUCCUGUGACAGGCGUGAAGGAAAUCCUUCAAAUGGGCAGAGUGACAUCCAUCGAGCGCGAUCACAAGCAAAUCCCGAUCUGCAAAAAAGGCCAGCCAUCCGUAGCUAUCAAGAUCGAAGGCCCCAACCAGCCCCUCUAUGGCAGACAUCUGGAGGAGAAAGAUACUCUGUACAGCGCCAUCUCGCGAAAGAGCAUUGAUACGCUGAAGGAGUUCUACCGCAGCGAUGUCAGUAACGAUGAGUGGGCACUUAUUGUCAAGCUUAAGAAGGAAUUUGAUAUCAUGUGA
Molecule: messenger RNA, 3066 nt
Organism: Mytilinidion resinicola
Lineage: Eukaryota; Fungi; Ascomycota; Dothideomycetes; Mytilinidiales; Mytilinidiaceae
Product: P-loop containing nucleoside triphosphate hydrolase protein
Exons: 4
Coding region: 1-3066 (1021 amino acids)
Molecular function (GO): translation initiation factor activity; GTP binding; GTPase activity
Source: RefSeq, a predicted model, not a curated record